This is a messenger RNA of Monopterus albus (swamp eel), 2613 nucleotides long. Its product is annotated as actin filament-associated protein 1-like 1. Gene Ontology annotation, molecular function: SH3 domain binding. The record is from RefSeq and is a predicted model, not a curated record. Gene Ontology annotation, cellular component: cytosol. Bases 230 to 2533 code for a protein of 767 amino acids. The transcript has 19 exons. Lineage: Eukaryota; Metazoa; Chordata; Actinopteri; Synbranchiformes; Synbranchidae.
CCAGGCUGGUGGAUCAGCACUAGGACCCGGUGGAUCCCUGGAUGAGGAACCAGCGCCGCUGAGUCAAACUAUGAACUGUAGACCCUGUGGCUCGGUUCGCCGCUCCGAGGCUGACACAUCUCAGCUGUGUGCGCGUCGCCUGUUCGUAACCCUAACUUUUAAAUGAAACAACCGGGGGUUUAUUGCUGGAAAUAAGCUGGGUGACCCAGACGGUAGCAUAUCAGACGCCAUGGACUCCAAACGCCAAAGUGUGGUGAUGGAGCGACUUGUGAAUGAGCUGGGGUCUCUGCUGAAGAUGCUCAGCCAUGAAACAGUCAGUCCGGCCACUGCUGACAAGAUGGCCUCCAUACGCAACAUCCUGGACUCAAUGCAGCUGUCAGUCAACGGAUCAGACGUCUACAUGAACAGCUGUCUUUAUGGCAACGGCACAAGCUUUGUAGAGUCUCUGUUUGAGGACUUUGACUGUGAUUUGCACAUACUCAGUGCAUCUCCUGUGGAGCAGAAAGAGCACAAAGAAGGACAGGAGAAGACUCAUCCUAAUAAAUCUACACCAACUGACACACCCCCUCCUCUCCCAACCACUCCCCUUCCUGAUGACUACUACGAAGAGGCUGUUCCUCUGGAUCCUGGAUCCAUGCCUCAGUACUUUACCACCAAUAUGAACACCUCCAGGAACUCAGUGGAAGAUGCCUACUAUGAAGAUGCAGACAAUAACUACCCCGACACUAGGAUUAAUGGUCCUCCCAAAAACUCCUAUAAUGACUCAGAUGCUCUGAGUAGUUCCUAUGAGUCUUAUGAAGAGGAGGAAGAGGAGGCCAAGGGUCGGGACCAAUCCCAGAGAUGGACAGCUGAGGAGAGCUCAGAUGGACCAGUUAGAGACUGCCACAUCUGUGCCUUUCUGUUGCGAAAGAAACGCUUUGGCCAGUGGACUAAACAGCUAGUCAUUGUCCGAGACAAUAAACUGCAGUGCUAUAAGAGCAUCAAAGAGAGCACUCCCCACACUGAGCUCCCGCUGAAUCUGUGCAACGUCAUCUAUGUCCCUAAGGAGGGCAGGAAAAAGAGACAUGAGUUGCGCUUCUCUUUGCCUGGAGGCGAAGCACUAGUCUUGGCUGUUCAGAGUAAAGAGCAGGCCCAGCGAUGGCUCAAGGUGGUGCAAACUGUUGGCAACCAAUGUAGCAACACUGAAGGACUGGAGGGAUCCACUUCUCCCAUCCUCCAGAGGAAGCUGGAGCUUGACAAGGUGCUGCAGUCUGAACGGCAGGCAUCAGACUCAGACAGUGGGCCAACAGCAGACAGCCAGUCCACUGCGCCAGGACGGGACACCACUGACUCACUCAACAGAGGGAAGCGUGGAGCCUUCUCUGAGCUGACGGGGUCGAUGAGCCGAGCAGCGGGGAGGAAAAUUAAUCGGAUCAUCACUUUCUCCAAACGGAAACCUCAUUUACUGGGGGAACAUCCUCCGUCUUCUGGUCACCAUGACAACCCACGCUGUGGCUACCUCACUGUGUGUCUGGGUGGCUCACGGAAGGAACGUUGGUGCGUGGUGCGAGCAGGAAGCCUGUACCUGCAGAAGGACCCUGGGGACCAACGGCCCCCAGGCAUCGUGGUGCCGCUCAAAGGGGCAGAAGUGGUGCCAGGUGGCCUCGGCCCCAAGCAUCCCUUCUCUUUUCGUAUCCUGCAGGGAGGCAGCGAACUGGCAACUUUAGAGGCCAGCUGCUCGGAAGAUCUCGGUCGCUGGCUUGGUGUGUUGUUUGCAGAGACUGGGAGCACUGUGCUCCCUGAAGAGCUGCACUAUGAUUACAUUGACGUGGACACACUCACAGACAUACGACAAGCUGCCAGACACUCCUUCCUCUGGGCCAGUACCACUGCUAUGUCCUCUGGGAGUGCCUCAGCAGACUCCAGGACCUAUGAUGAGGUCUAUGAAAGCACUGAGGAAGGAGGUAUUGAGAGCAGGCCAGGCCAGGUGAGACGUCAUGCCUCCUUCUCCAGCAGAGACUCUGAAAAAACAGAACAAAAGGCCAUCAUCAAGAGACAUGCUUCCAAUGUAAACCAGUAUGGGCGGUAUGGGAAGACACGAGCAGAAGAGGAUGCCCGGCGAUACUUGACACAGAAAGAGGAGCUGGAAAAACAAAAGGAAGAGCUCAGAUCUGCGCUGAUUUCCCUCCGCAGGGAGAAGAAGGAGGUGAAGGAGGAGAUGAAAGGUGGCAGAGGUCAUGGUGUGGAACAGCGGCUAGCUGAGCUGGAAACACUGUGUAAACAAAAGGAGGAGGAGAGGGUGGAGCUGGAGCUCCGACUAACAGAAGUCAAAGAAAACCUGAAGAAGUCGCUGGCUAGAGGAGCACUGGGUCCACCCACUGACACCAAGAUCAGUGUCAAGGCACAGGGAGGUAAGGUGGAAAAGGUUUACAAUGAGACUCUGCCAGUCAACUCAGCAGCUGAGCUUCGUAAACGCACUCCAUCUCUUUACACCUCUUCCAAGGGGAACGUCAUGCAGAAGGCAAAGGAGUGGGAGUCAAAGAAGGGGACCUAGACUGAAGAGGAAUGGAUCAACUAAUGGAUUCAUGGAGAGAAAACGAUGAACUGUGACAAGAGGAUGUGUAAAAAAAGAAA